Callithrix jacchus (white-tufted-ear marmoset) is the source of this 5612-nucleotide messenger RNA. RefSeq names its product potassium channel tetramerization domain containing 7 (gene KCTD7). Lineage: Eukaryota; Metazoa; Chordata; Mammalia; Primates; Cebidae. The record is from RefSeq and is a predicted model, not a curated record. Gene Ontology annotation, biological process: protein homooligomerization; positive regulation of transporter activity; membrane hyperpolarization. Gene Ontology annotation, molecular function: protein binding. Gene Ontology annotation, cellular component: plasma membrane.
AGGGGAUAAGGCGUGGAGCCGGACGCGGGCGGGGUCGUUCUCACUCAGACGCUGAGGCCCCGUUAUCCGGAGGCGGCGGCACCGCCCGGGCUCCCGGAGAGGGCGCGCCCACUGGCCAGAGAGCCAAUCAGAGCACGGGAGGCUUGGAGGCCACCGCCCAGCGACCACUCAGGCGCGGGCCGCACGCGCUGCCUGCUCUUCCACUGGCCGAGCUUCUGCCCAUCAGGGCGGAACCAGCGCGGUCUCGGCCAAUAGCGGGAGGCGGCCGGGUCAGGCCAGCGGCCUGGCGCGAGCCGGUCGGCUGUGGGGGAGCCACCGCCUCCCGCCUGCGCGCUGCCUCUCGGCCCCCUCAGGCCCGCCCGCAGCCGGCCGCGUCAUGCCAGGCGCUGCUCAGCGGUAGGGAGUGCCCGGGGCUACAGCCGCCGCCCUCCCGCCCGAAGCCGCGCCCACUGCCCAGAGCCAGAGGGAUGGUGGUAGUCACGGGGCGGGAGCCAGACAGCCGUCGUCAGGACGGUGCCAUGUCCAGCUCCGACGCCGAAGACGACUUUCUGGAGCCGGCCACGCCGACGGCCACGCAGGCGGGGCAUGCGCUGCCCCUGCUGCCCCAGGAGUUUCCUGAGGUUGUCCCCCUUAACAUCGGAGGGGCUUACUUCACUACACGCCUGUCCACACUGCGACGCUACGAAGACACCAUGUUGGCAGCCAUGUUCAGUGGACGGCACUACAUCCCCACGGACUCCGAGGGCCGGUAUUUCAUCGACCGAGAUGGCACACACUUUGGAGAUGUGCUGAAUUUUCUGCGCUCAGGGGACCUGCCACCCAGGGAGCGUGUUCGGGCUGUGUACAAAGAAGCCCAGUACUAUGCUGUUGGGCCCCUCCUGGAGCAGCUGGAGAACAUGCAGCCUCUGAAGGGCGAGAAAGUGCGCCAGGCGUUUCUGGGACUCAUGCCCUAUUACAAAGACCACUUGGAACGGAUUGUGGAGAUUGCCCGGCUGCGUGCAGUCCAGCGGAAGGCCCGCUUUGCCAAGCUCAAGGUCUGUGUCUUCAAGGAGGAGAUGCCCAUCACCCCCUAUGAGUGUCCGCUCCUCAACUCCCUGCGCUUUGAGCGGAGUGAGAGUGACGGGCAGCUCUUUGAGCACCACUGUGAAGUGGACGUGUCUUUUGGACCCUGGGAGGCUGUGGCUGAUGUUUAUGACCUGCUGCACUGCCUGGUCACGGACCUCUCGGCCCAGGGCCUCACCGUAGACCACCAGUGCAUCGGGGUGUGUGACAAGCACCUCGUGAACCACUACUACUGCAAGCGCCCCAUCUAUGAGUUCAAGAUCACAUGGUGGUGAGCAGUCCUGGUAGGCAAGCGUCCCAUCAGGGAGGAUGUCCACCCUGCUUGAUGGCGCUGGGAGCAAGAUCCCCGAAGGGGCUGCUGACUGCCCCAGAAUCUGCCGAGGUGAGGACCGAGUCCUGAGGCACAGCUCCCAGGGGACAGAGGUGCAGCUCCAGUCUCCCUGGCUGCACCUCAGGGUUGGGCUCAGGGCUUGCAGCCUGCAGGGACUCGGGCCUGCACUCACCUGGCCUUUCCUCAAGGCCUGGUAGUCUUUCCUUGAGGCUGACGGCUAUGGCUUGACCAGGAAGUCUUGAGAGGUUUUGUCAACUUCGUGACCUUACAAGAGAGUUCCUGCCCAUUUUAGAGCCACGUUACCAAAUCGAUGUAGGCCUGAUCACUUUCUCAACCCUGUUGAAGCGUGUUGGUGUGAACAUGGAACAUGAUGGGGGAUUUACCUGACUAGCCACCCCAUAGCCCCUGGCUGGAGAAGAGCGUCUUCUCUCCCAGUGCAACCCUUCUCCUCCAGCAAUAGUCCCCCACAUUCUUAAAAUGAGGAAAGACUUUUGUUUCUGGAACAUGUUCUUCCCCACCUUCUGGAGAUUUCAUCGCAGCUGCCAAAGCUGUGCACAGAGUUGGCCUUAGACAACCACAACGUUUACAGCCCCGUCUGUGCACUGAGUUGCCCUUAGACAACCACAACGUUUACAGCUCCGUCUUAGGGCCACAGCUUCUCCCAGCUUCCGCCACCUUCCUUGCUUGCCGGGUCAUCCUCUCACAGGGCUGGAAUGCAAAUUUCAAAGGCUUCGUUUGAAGAUUCCCUAAGUCAAGCAGGCAAGAUGCCUAGAUCUUCUGCUACCUUUGACAUGUAACAUCCUUUUUAGAGGCUCAGAACACCUCCUUGGCUGCUGUCUCAUUUGUUAGAAUCCAAUUUGUGGAGAACCUCUUUGGAAGGGGACCCCCUCUUUAAACCCUGUUGCUUUCCUGCUAACAUUCUCCUAGAAGAGUGUCUAUUCUGAGAAGGUAACGGAAGGGCUAGAUGAGAGGCACAGCUAUCCUAGGAGCUGUAGGAAGACAGAGAAAGCUUCCCUUUUGUUUUACUCCUCACAUUUCAGAAAUAGAAAAAGAUUCCCAAGGAUCUGUUACUACUGCAUUUCCUUCUUGCUCUGUCUACAUCGUGGGUCAACAAGUCAGGGUCUGGACAUGCAUCUCCUAAAGGAAGAGCUAUACAGCACCACUGAUCACAACAUUUCCGUGCUGCGUCAAGGGUGUCGCUCUGUGAUAUCUCUUCUUCCUGGGUAUUCUUGAAGGGAGACUUUUUAAAAAAAAAAAAAAAAGUAAAGAAUUAUGUGAGCCAGGCAAAUGCCUUUAGUUCCAGCUACUCAGGAUGCUGAGGCAGGAGGAUCACUUGAGCCCAGGAGAUUAAGACUAUAGUCACUAUGAUCAUGCCUAUGACUAGUCACUUUGCUCCAGCCUGGGCAACAUAGUGAGACCCAAUCAAAAAAAAAAAAAGACCAGGUGUGGUGGCUCACACCUGUAAUCCCAGCACUUUGGGAGAAGAAGGUGGGCAGAUAACGAAGUCAGGAGGUUGAGACCAUCCUGGCCAACAUGGUGAAACACAGUCUUUACUAAAAACACAAAAAAUUAGCCAGGCAUGGUGGCGCGUACCUGUAGACCCAGCUACUCAGGAGGCUGAGGCAGGGGAAUCACUUGAACCCAGGAGGUGGAGGUUGCAGUGAGCUGAGAUUGCGCCAGUGCACUCUAGUCUGGCAAUAGAGCAAGAUUCUGUCUCAAAAAGAAAAAAACCAAACAAUAACAAAAAACACAAACUGAGGAGGACAGCCUCACUGGUCUCAGACUUAUAGGAGCAGAAUAUAUGAGAUGGGCAUAUGGAGAGCUAAAGUCUGUGUCCAUAUGAGGAAGACAAGGUCAAGCCCUGGGACUUUGACUGAAUUCCUCUAUGGGGCUGGAAUGCAGUGACCUUCUGUUCCCUGUGUGGAAACAGAUUCCAGGGCAUGGUUUUGCAUUCCUGUUGUACUUUCUUUUUUUAAAAAAAAAAGGUGGAGUCUUGCCCUGUUGCCUAGGCUGAAGUACAAUGGCACGAUCUCAGCUCACUGCAACCUCUGCCUCCCAGGUUCAAGCAAUUCUCCUGCCUCAGCCUCCUGAGUAGCUGGGAUUACAGAGGCGCACCACCACACAUGGCUAAUUUUUUGUAUCUUCAGUAGAGAUGAGGUUUCACCAUGUUGGCCAGGCUGGUCUUGAACUCCUGACCUUGUGAUCCGCCCACCUCAGUCUCCCAGAGUGCUGGGAUUACAGGCAUGAGCCACCACUCCCGGCCCCCGUUGUACUCUUUUAGAGGUGGAACAGAGGUGGAUACUGAGCUCUAAGGGGAAAGGAUAUUCAUGUUCUGAGAUCUGUGUUCUCUCCAUUGUUCUCAUACAGAAAAGGAUGGUCUCUUUUCUGGAGCUGAUGUCUCUGCUUAGCCCAAAAACAUGCCUCUUGCCUUGUUCUAAGAGAAAGGUCUUUCAUUUCUGUUCUUCUGAUUGGUGUUACCUACUGCCUAUUAUGUGCUCAUUUUUUUUUUAACAGAUAAAGAGGUGAGAAAGUCUGUGAAUAGAGAACAGUUCAUUAAGGCCAGUGCUUUCAGCAAUCUGGCCUUGACCCCUUCUUCUUCCCCCCUCUGCCAUGGAGCAUCGCAGGGCUUGGUUAUUUAGAGUCCAUGCAUGCAAGCCAGGGAGAAACUUGUUUGCUCAAAUGCACGUUUGCUCGAGAACGGGUCCUGAAGGCUUGCUUAGGGUCACAGGGAUGCUGAGUAAGAGCACCGGUCCUGUGUCACUUGCUGGAGGAACCCGUUUCUCUGACUCCCUGUUGGAUCUUCACAGCAGUGUAUUCUGUGUCAACGUAGGACACAAGGCUCUGGGCCAGUAUAGUAGGUAGAGAGGUGACACUGGGCAGCAAGCUGAGUGAAGAUUUCUUAAUGGAGUGAAAAUUCAGUGGCCUAGUUUAGCUAUUCUGAUGAGAAACCAAGGCCAGGUUGAAAAGUACAGUUAGAUGUGGUGGGUUCUGGUAAUGGCCUCCAAAUAAAGGGGUUAGCCCUGUGGAAAUGACUUCUACCCAUUUGAUCCCUUUUCAACUCUAAAUGGCCAGGCCCAGAACAGAAGAAGGGUUGGGUCUGGAAGGAAGGCUGCAAAGGAUGAAAGCGUCUCCCUAGUCAGAAGGAAGUGCGUCUUUAUGAAUUGUAAACCGCUCUCACUAGACAAGGGACUGGAUUCAUCUUGCCUGGAGACAGGCCAGUAGUUAUCGGUGAGUCAAACCAAAGUGAAAGUUUCAGGAGUUGGGACCACAUGGUGCGAUGCUCGCCAGAACAAAAUUCCUGAAAGCUGAAAAAGCUAAUGCUACAGCAACAAAAAAGACUGAAGCAAACCACACUGAAACACGUGCACUGCAGGGGAGGCGCUCUGUGCUAACACUGUAAAUAGAUGAAAGGGAAUGACCCUCACCUUCCUUAUCCUACCUUUGCCGUGUGCACCCGGCUGCCCAGUGCUUACCAUGCAGAAAGCAGUCGGCUGUACUCUGCAAGUUUCUGUUCUUCUUUGCUGGGUCUUAGGGUAUUCUGGGAGCUGUCUGAGCCUUGUGCCUCAGGCUUAUUAGGUGACAUACUCUUCCUGUUAUGGGCUGCUUGCUGGACAACUAGAAGUCGACAUUUGUAAGACACAGGGCAGAGUGAGCGUCCAUGUGUGGUCUUGGCCUAAGCCGGGUCCUGAAGAGGUUAAAGCAGACAGCAAUAACAAAACAAAAACUACCCCACUGAGCACUCUGAUCCCAGCAAGAUUUCAAACACUGCCCUUCUGCAUACGUUCCAUCCGUAUUUCAUCCCAAUAAGCAUUAUGAAGCUUUCUUGAGUACUGUUGUGCCGGGGCUCUUGCAUGAAGGUGGUGCCCGUCUCACGAUCCUUCAAAGAGAGAGGCUCUUCAUUCUAAGCUGGAGUGUUGGGAACUGGGGUGGGAGAGGCGCUUGUGGAAUUCUGACAGAAUCCUCAUCUGUGUAUACACAUAUUGAGUGGGGAAGGAUGGGGGUUGGCAAGGGGUGAGGGAGGCGGGAGCAAACAUUGGGUGUGGGAACAGGCAGUCACCUUGAGUGUGGGAGGUCACCUGGGUCCGUUGUCUUCCUUCUGUACGGUGUUGCGUUUAUGUACACAGUAUAACACUUCCUGUGUGAGUUCAUAUACCUGUCUGAGUGCUUUGGUGGAUGGAGCCUCAGUACUCUCCAAGGGCAUUAAAGUCAAGAACUAGAA